UUGUUUUUUUUUUUGGGGGGGGGGACUACUGCGUCGAAUGUAACAUUUGACCUAAAAACAGUUUUCUGUCGUGUUAAUAUGGGGCAUGUUUAGCCACAAACAUUCAAGUCGUCGUUGUCUCCGCUCGCGCGGUUACAUUUAAGAUGUCAGAGUGACUCCUCUCAUUCGGACUUCCUUCUUGGACCAUUCGGUCACAACACAAGGUGGGGCACGAAAAGUCUGCUACUAGUUCAACUUGACACGCUGUAUGGCGGAUAACUUUGCCUACAAGUGAAAAAAGUACUAGCAGGUAUAGCUGCGAGGCAUCAUGGCCUCGAGCAAAAACAAGAGCCAGACGUCUCUGGCGCUCCACAAGGUGAUCAUGGUGGGCAGCGGCGGCGUGGGAAAAUCCGCCCUCACGCUGCAGUUCAUGUACGACGAGUUUGUGGAAGAUUAUGAGCCCACCAAGGCCGACAGCUACAGGAAGAAGGUGGUCUUAGAUGGAGAGGACGUUCAGAUUGACAUCCUGGACACGGCGGGGCAGGAGGACUAUGCCGCAAUCAGAGACAACUACUUCCGCAGCGGGGAAGGCUUCCUGCUCGUUUUUUCCAUCACAGAACAGGAAUCCUUCGCAGCCACUUCAGAGUUCAGGGAGCAGAUUUUACGUGUGAAAGAAGAGGACGCCAUUCCCAUGCUACUUGUGGGGAACAAGUCGGACUUGGAGGAACGGAGAAAAGUUUCUGUUGAUGAGGCGGCAGCGAAAGUCAAUGAAUGGGGCGUUCAGUAUGUGGAGACGUCAGCCAAAACCAGAGCCAAUGUGGAUAAGGUGUUCUUUGACCUUAUGCGUGAGGUGCGCAAGAAGAAAAUGGCUGAGAGCAAAGACAAAAACGGGCCAAGUGGAAAGAAGAAAAAAAAGCGCUGCCACAUACUUUAACAUGCCAAAGAACACACUGAGAACACAAAUGCUGCAGAUGUCUGACCGCCACCUGGCCAACACCUUUUUAAUCAGGACCGCCACUCCAGCCUGAAAUCAUGUCACAGGAAGUCACCUGAACUGGCCUGUUCCUCAAUUACAACACAGGUCACAGUUGUGAUUAUUCGCACUACCUGUCUGUGUGAGGAACGCUGCUUGCUUCCGUGUUCUCUUCAGUUUCACAUCACACUUUUAGGAAUAAUUCUCACUCUCUUCCCACGCUUAAGCCUUUACCCUCUUAAUAUUACACAGAUCACGUCUGAAUCAACGCGUAUGUUCACUACAGACAUUAUUAGAUGACAAAAACAUUAUUAAUAAUAAAAGAACCUCACUUAUGUUUUGUACUUCUGUUUGAAUUAGUUAUCAUUCAGUACAGUUCUGAAACAUUCUUUUUCCACCAGAUGAUGCUGGAAAUCUUCCUUUCAACCAAUUGUUCAAAGGCAACAGCUAUUUGCCUGUGCCACAAUCGUCAUAUUUCCCUUCCUGCGGGUCGUCUUUAAACGCAUGAAACAAUUUCUGUUUGAAGCAAGUCAUUUGUAAACAUUUGGCCUUUUGAAUCACAGGGUUUCGGCUUAAGUCAAGCUGUGUACAAAAUGUAAAAUAGCAACAUGUUGAAGAAAUGCUAUGCAAUGCUUUCUGGUUACUUUUGGAGUGCCCUUGAGCAAGGCACUUGAUUACUCCCUAGUUAAAGAAGUGUAGCAAUGUUUGUGCUUUGCCUGUUUCACGAUGAUGUGAGUGUGGUGUGAAAUUUGGUUACUUGCCACAGCCCACAGGGGCUGACAUUUAAUUGAGAGACAGUAACAGCAUUCCACUUUUUUUACUCAUUUAUUGUGUCUUGAAAAUAAGUCAAGACGCAUGGAUUUAAUACAGAAACAAACAAUAGCCACAAGACAGCAACACCUUUGGAGGUUUUUUUUUAAAAAAGAUGCUUGGAUAAACAAGACAAAUGUACAUUUUUAAUCUAGAGAAGUGUCAACACAAACGGCAGGACCAAAACCUUGACCAUGUUUUCAAAUACAACUGGGUUAUGUUAUAAAACAAUAUUGACAGUAAAAAAAAAUAAGUGAAUAAAUGGAAGUGUUAAGCAUUA
This is a messenger RNA of Syngnathoides biaculeatus (alligator pipefish), 2042 nucleotides long. Its product is annotated as ras-related protein O-RAL-like. Gene Ontology annotation, cellular component: plasma membrane. The record is from RefSeq and is a predicted model, not a curated record. Lineage: Eukaryota; Metazoa; Chordata; Actinopteri; Syngnathiformes; Syngnathidae. Gene Ontology annotation, molecular function: GTPase activity; GDP binding; GTP binding. The transcript has 5 exons. The coding region runs from base 308 to 913 and encodes 201 amino acids. Gene Ontology annotation, biological process: Ras protein signal transduction.